AUGGCUGCUCCCCGGCCGCUGCCGCCGCCCGGGAAGACACAGGCAUGGGGCGCCACCGCGGAGGAGACACAAGGGGCUGGGCUUGGCUGGGGCCCCGCACCUACUGGCCGAGAGCAGCAGGAACCAGGCGCCGCUUGGGGGGAGCCGGGUGGCCCAAGCCCAGGGCAGCAGCAGCCUCUGCACCAGCUGGGGCAGGCAGGGAGCGUAGGUGCCCUGGGCUCAGGCCGCCCGGCUCCCCCCGAGUGGCGCCCGGUUCCUGCUGCUCUCGGCCGGCAGGUGCGGGGCCCCAGCCAAGCCCGGCCCCUUGCGUCUCCUCCGUGGCGGCGCCCCCCACCCACGUCCUCCCUGGUGGCAGCAGUGGCCGGGGAGCCUGAGAGGAGGGGUGGUCCCCGGGCAAGCGGGGGAGACUCCGAGGUAAAGAGGCUGCUGGCCCCGGUGCAGCCAGAGCGCUGGAGACUGACAGUCCCCGCCGCAGGCGCGGCUAGGAAUCCCCAGAGCAGCGAAGCGGGGCUCCGGCCACCCGGGCGCGGGGGCGAGCUGCGGGAGGACGCCAAGGGGCUGGAGCUGGGGCAGCGGUGGCGGCUAGCCCGGGCCCGGGGCUGGCGCUCGGGGCGUUGA
Messenger RNA from Dermochelys coriacea (leatherback sea turtle), 618 nucleotides. Its product is annotated as proline-rich protein 2-like. The record is from RefSeq and is a predicted model, not a curated record. The transcript has 3 exons. The coding region runs from base 1 to 618 and encodes 205 amino acids. Lineage: Eukaryota; Metazoa; Chordata; Testudines; Dermochelyidae.